Schizophyllum commune H4-8 is the source of this 2265-nucleotide messenger RNA. RefSeq lists its product as uncharacterized. NCBI's taxonomy places the organism in Eukaryota, Fungi, Basidiomycota, Agaricomycetes, Agaricales, Schizophyllaceae. The transcript is spliced from 14 exons. The record is from RefSeq and is a predicted model, not a curated record. The coding region runs from base 95 to 1930 and encodes 611 amino acids.
CGCGACUUGCGCAUAGCCUUCGCCGAAGGAGUACUCUAACAUUUCCUGUACUAUCCUUGGAACUCUCUCUUUCUCUGGCGCACUAGCUCCCAAGAUGUUCACGACGCGUUUUUCCGCAAGACUGCCCCUCCAAGCAUCGCGUUUCCCGGCCGGACCGGGGCUCGCAGCGCGACUCUCGAAUCAACAGCGCUUCCGCAAAUAUACCCAGACCCCUCCCCCCAGACCUCCGCACCCUUCACGCCCUUCUCCCACUUCCCCUCACCACCGCCAUGAAGUUCAGGAGGGAACUGUCGCCGUGAACCUCCCCUUCAACCCACCAGGCGGUCCGCCCACCCCCAACAUACCCAUCCAGCCAGAAGGUCCCGAGGGCGGUGGGCGUCACCCCCUCGCCGACGCAGCACUCACGACAGUUGUUGGUCUCGGUCUCGUCUUCGUCGGAGGGAUCGUCUACGUCUGGUGGUACAAGAAGAACGUCCUGGACAAGAUUGAGCUCGCCUUCACCGCCGGCUACGACCCCGCCCUCGAACUCGCGACACAUCCCACAAAGUCUGAAGACCAUGCUGACAUUGACGCGGACGAAGAGAUACCCUGGACUCAGCAUUUACGUCGUAAUGAACAAGACUUAAUUGACCGUAUAAUAGACGGGUCCGAAACAGGUCACUAUUGGGUGCUUUUGGGACCGAAAGGCUCUGGAAAGGGUACGAUGAUAUUCGACUCUAUGGCUGCCAUAAGCGCAGACGGUGUCGCUAUGUGCGAUGCCCACCCGGACUUGGAAGUCUUCCGACUACGUCUCGGCAAGGCUCUGAACUACGAGUACAAUGAAGACUCGCAGACUGGGCUGUUCCAGCGCCGUGAUCCUCGAGAAGGCGGCCCUGCGCUGGAUAUUGAGCGCGCCCUCAAUAAACUCGAGAAGGUCGCGCUCCGGAUGAACGCCCGGCGACACAAGCCCCUUGUUCUCGUCAUCAACAACGUCCACUUCUUCAAUAACGAUGAGUCCGGGCGCAAUAUCCUCCUGCAGUUCCAGCAGCGGGCGGAGUCGUGGGCUGCGAGUGGCAUUGUCACUCUUGUGUUUACUACUGAUGACUUCUGGCCCUUCUACGUGAUGAGAAAGAGCGGUAGCCGCAUGCAUGUUCUCUCCAUUUCGGACCUCAAGCACAGGGAGGCGUUGGCGGCAAUGCGUCGCAUACGUAUGAACGCAGGGAAGACCGUCAACAACUCGAUCAUCGAGAAGGUCGUCUCGACUGUCGGAGGCAGGCUAUCAUACAUCAAUAAGGUGGCAAGGGCGCGCGACAUGGAACUGAUGGCGGAGGAGAUGCUUGAGAUCGAAAGCGCGUGGCUGCUUAGCCAAAUUGGCCUCAUUACCGACUGCGACGAUGACGUGAUGGACGAGCAAAAAUGGAGCUCCUGCUCCUGGCUCCUGUUACAAGAGUUCGUCAGGCUGCGACACGAGCAAGAGAAGGAGCAUGCGGAAAAGAUUGCCGCGGGCGAGCCCUUUUACGCACAUGUCAAGCUGCCCUCGAUACCCUACGCGCGCUGUCGCCAGUUGAUGACGCGCGCGGAUUUCUUGGAAGAACUCGACCGCAGGAACAUCAUCGCGAUUGAUGUCAACCACAACGUCCGCCCGGACUCUAUGUUGAUCUUGCACGCCGCCGAGCGCGUCGUCGACGAUCCCGAAUUCCAGGAAACGAUCGACAGCGUGCGCGAUCGCAUUGACGAGAUCGAGAGCUUGCAUCGGACGAGGGAGUUGACGGUACGUCUUGCUUGCUUGAGCCUUCCGUUGCUACCCUUUCGAUUUCCUGGAUGCUUCCCCCAUGCACCCUUUCGUCUUGCAUGCGCAUAUCUGAUAAUCGUCCACAGUUCAAGGACCUUGCCCCAGGCGAUAAGAUCAAGCUAUACGUGGAUAAGGGCUCUGAUGACCAGGGCAGAUUAGUAUAAUUGACAUUUACUGGCUCAUUAUCGGACUAUUGAAACGAAGUGAUGCUCUGCAGAGCUGUAGCCAUAUACACUUGCGAUCAAAAUGAUUGCAAGAUCCACGGUUGUCCGAAUCAGGAUAGUCCCUCAGCGCUUCGUAGAUUCCAGCACGGUGCCCCACCGCUGUAAUGCCUACUGCACCAGCAUACCAUGCAUGCAGUAUGAUUGAGCCCAGAGCUCGAGGAGGGCGAACAGCGCUCGAUAUCUUUCCCGGAAAUCUUGCAAUCUUUUUGAUCGCAAGUGUAUCCUUGCUGUAUCCUCAGUAACUAUCCAUGGUGCAAGUCAUCCCAAGCC